GCCCACGCUCGGAGAGAGGGGCUAAAGGAGCAACCUCUGUGGGGCGGAGUCGGGAGAGAUCUGUCCAAUUCCAGGCCUUGAAAGCUCAGAUCCGGAGGGGGCGGGGCGAACAGGGAAGUGGCGACGGUCGGCUUUGCAUAAAGAUGCACAGCUUUGCAUAACCAGUGCAGGCAGGUAUUUAAAGGAGUCGCCGCCGCCGCAAAUCUAGUGGUUAACCCAGCGCGGACCCACCCGUUGCAAUGAUCCCUCUGCUGCAGGCUGCGUUCCUGAUCUCCCUGGGCUUGCUCCUUGCCGGCCCAGCGGCUACUGCAAACCGCCCGCCACUGCUUGGUGGCUUUUCCUGGGAAAACUGUGGUGAGAAGGACCCCGUAGUGUUAAAUAACCUGAUUCUGGAACCUGACCCUAUUAAAAUUCCUGGGACCGUGACUGUCAGUGUUGAUGUCAAGACCAUUAUCCGCCUCAGUAGUCCUCAGAAGGUGGAAUUAACUGUGGAGAAGGAAGUGGCUGGCAUCUGGAUUAAAAUACCAUGUGUGGAACAAACUGGUAGCUGCAUCUAUGAGAACAUCUGUGAUACACUUGAUGACUUAAUUCCCCCUGGGAGUCACUGCCCAGAACCUCUGCACACCUAUGGGCUUCCCUGCCACUGUCCCUUAAAAGCAGGCGUCUACAUAAUGCCCAGGAGUAACAUCGAGCUCCCCAGCCUGCAGCUGCCUGCCUGGCUCAGCACCGGGAACUACCGAAUCAAGAGCAAACUGAGCAGCGGCGGGAACCAUCUGGCCUGCGUCAAGAUCUCUUUCUCCCUAAAGGCCAGAUAAGGUGGAACCUGCCACGGUGGAAUGAAGAGGGGGUGAAUGUCUCUGUCUUAUGCUGGCACUGGCCAAAUUCUACUCUCUGUCCUUUUUCAAGCCCCUUUCCUCAAUGAUGAUGCUCCCCUCUCUGAAAGUCACAGUCACAUUU
Messenger RNA from Camelus dromedarius (Arabian camel), 957 nucleotides. It is a transcript of the gene GM2A, whose product is annotated as ganglioside GM2 activator. Gene Ontology annotation, molecular function: enzyme activator activity; lipid carrier activity. The record is from RefSeq and is a predicted model, not a curated record. Gene Ontology annotation, cellular component: cytoplasmic side of plasma membrane. Bases 240 to 815 code for a protein of 191 amino acids. NCBI's taxonomy places the organism in Eukaryota, Metazoa, Chordata, Mammalia, Artiodactyla, Camelidae. The transcript has 4 exons. Gene Ontology annotation, biological process: lipid transport; ganglioside catabolic process.